Molecule: messenger RNA, 15029 nt
Organism: Orcinus orca (killer whale)
Lineage: Eukaryota; Metazoa; Chordata; Mammalia; Artiodactyla; Delphinidae
Gene: TCF7
Product: transcription factor 7
Exons: 9
Coding region: 12814-13911 (365 amino acids)
Biological process (GO): canonical Wnt signaling pathway; regulation of transcription by RNA polymerase II
Cellular component (GO): beta-catenin-TCF complex
Molecular function (GO): RNA polymerase II cis-regulatory region sequence-specific DNA binding; DNA-binding transcription factor activity, RNA polymerase II-specific
Source: RefSeq, a predicted model, not a curated record
GUAACUUUGACUUGCAUUCCUUCCUGACUUGGAAGGCUGUGUGGUAUUUGGAAAAUCUGCAGCAACCCCCUCACCGCCAGCUGCUCCCAAGGUGAAACUUCGUUUUCGGGGCUUCCCUGAUGCAUUUCAGGGCCAGGAAAGCACCCUGAAGGAGGCCUAUCCUGCAGACCCCUGCCCCACCCUGUCACCAGGGGCUGCUGUUUUAGGGCUGCCAUCCACUCCUCCAGCUUAGCAGGGUGGAGAGGCUGACAGAGAGCCCUGAGUUGGUCACCAGGACCCAGGUAUUCUCCCCCGGCCCCAGCAGGGUUUCACGAGCCAGCUUCCAUAGCCCGCAAACAGGGAUAUCCAUACCAGUUCUGCCUACUUCCCCAAGUGCUCCAAGACUUAGGCGUGAGUGGAGUUGAAAAGGGGGGGCCUUGGUGGUCCCCUCUCAUGGCCAGUUGGCAGACCAUGCCCUCCUGGGUCUCCUAAGAUCACACCCAACCCCCGUUCCUGCAUGAAGGGAGGUUUAGCGGAGCUGCAAGAAUGGGCUGCAGGGGCACUGGUUUCAAGUCGCAUAACUGCUGAGGUCAGGCUGGAUCAGGGUGGGCACAGAGCCACAUGGAGGGGAUGAGGGGAGCCACAGCCUCCCUCUGAGCCUCCUCGGGCAGCUGCGGUUCCGAAGCCAUACAGUCACACUCCCUCAUACCUUGUGACUGGCUGCUUCCUGCCACUGUGUACAAACAAGACUCUGUUGGAGGAAACAGGUGUUUUAUCAGGUCACAGGGCUCCCCCUCCCCGAACGGUACAGUGCACAGAUCCUUGGGUAACAGCCCUCCUCUGCAGGUGGGGACAGUAAGGCCAGGUCAGGGAAGGGACUUAUCCAAGGCCCCUUAGAGGAGUGAAGGGGGAAGGCCUGAGUCGGGAAGCUCCGCCCUCAAAUACCAUAUCUUCCACUCCUUGGCUGGGUGGCCUUGGGUAAGUUAACUCCUGUGGGGCCUUAGCUUUCUCAUCUAAACAUGAGGAUAGCGAAGGUUCCUACCUCCUUGGGUUACUGUGGAGUGGAGCGAGAUAGUGGAUGUGGAGUUCCCGGCACAUAGUAGGUGCUUCCUGAGUGGAAGCCACUGUGGGAGGGAUUGUUAACACUGUGUGGGAAUGGCCCUUGUAAAGGACGCCAGUCCAGUAGGUGCAGUGCUCCUGAAGGUGCGGCUGGACUGAAGCCCCUGAUGCUCUCCGUCCUCAGCUCAGCAGCCAGUUCCCCUGGGGCAGAGCAAAGAGGACAGCUGUCCGGCCCAGCCAGCCCUCGGGCCCUCAGCUGGUCGACGACAUAGUGCCAGCUGUACCUAGAAUCCUGAUCCAGACUCUUAACCGGUAUUUACUGAGCCCCACUUGGCCUUGGCUCAGCUCAGAGGGGACGGCUGCCUCUGCCCCACCCCGCAGAGCUCAGCUCUGGCAAGGCAAAGAGACUCUCCUUGGGGCUCAGAGUCGGCCGUGUUGGAUAAAGGGCACUGAGGAGGGAGGGAGGCCAGUGGGGGCAGCCAGGAAGGCUUCCUGACAGGGGAGAGUUCUGGCUGGCCCAGAACCUGCGAAGGUGAGAGUGGGAGAAUGCUCGAGGUCGGGGGCACAGCUCAAGCAGAGGAGGAGAGGCAGAAAUUAGUAUGUUCUUGGUCAUUGGAAGAGCCACCCGAAGCCCAGGGUCUGUGAGGCUGGAGAAGGGCCAGCACUGAAGGCCCAGCACGUGACCUUAAUACCCGGGGGUGCUGGUUCCAGAGCCCAGGAGUGGCUGGUGGGUACCUGCAGUGUGUUGGCAGCAUGAAGGGCAGUGUGGUGCCCACGGGAGAUGGUUUGAGUUGAACAUAGAGGGUGAGGCGGGCAGAGCCGGCAGCUGGGGCAGGUGGAUGCUGGGAUGCAAGGGAGGGGGUGGGCUUUGGGCAGGGCAGACCCGAGCGGACUGGCACAUGCAAGGCAGGAGUGCCUCAGAGGUGGAAGUUUUGUAUUAUUUCUUUUGACUCUCAGUCUCACUCCAGGGUCAUGAGUCCAGGGUCUUGUCCGCUGUUUCCUGAGGGGAGCUGAACCCCAGAGGUCAGGGUGUGCAGCCCAUUGGUGCUUUAGCCAGGGUGUGGAGAACACGUCUCCUCAGCACUGUCUCUAGCAGGACUCCAAGGCCCCAGGAGUCAAUGGAGGGUCUCUGAGACCCCAGGACAUUGUUAGCUUCUUCCUUCAGGCAGUUUGCUGUCUCAGCUCGCAGACCUUUGAUGCUUGGGGUUUGGACGUGGGUGCCGCCUCCCUCCCUUAAAGAGGUGUGGCCCACAUCAGCCUUGGCAUGUGUAGUCUGUGAGCUGCAGCCCGGGAGGGUUUGUCCUGGUCAGAGGGUUUGGCCCCUUCUGGUCCUGCAGAACAUGGGGCUCCCGUUGGCUCAGUCCCCUGGUGGGUAGAGGGACUGUCCCCUGCUGGAUAGGGUCCCUGGCCCAAGGUAGUAGUUUGGUGAGUUUGGCCCUCUCUUGUGGGGAGGCAGCCAUGUAGCCUGUCCCACCCAUGGAGCCUGCCUGCCUGCCUGCCUGGGCUGUGCUAGCAGAUAUGGCUUUAGAGCCCAGAGGGAGAUGGUGACACACAGCCUUCAUGUCACAGCCAGCUCCACAGCCAAAGCUCCUUGGAGAUCAGAGGAAGCAGAUGCUUUGCCAACCCCUUUACCCCUCCCGUUAAAACAACCAUCUCUCUCUCUCUCUCUCUCUCUCCAUGAACCGGAGAGGUGUCUGGGCUCCACACUCUCUGCUUUCAGCUGAUGGCGAGUGUGCGGCUGGGGCUGCAGGCGUGGAUGGGCAGGCCCCAGGGAACAGUGCGUUCUGGGGGUGCAUGGUUACAGCUGCCCCAGCCCACCGUGUCUGGGUGGCCUAGCCAGGGCUGGCCGGUCACCCCUCCCAGGAAGCCCAAUUUGCCCAUGAGGGGAGGGGGCUAUGAUGGGUAAGGAAGCCAGGGACCAAGGCCACCUCCUCCCCUGGGUGUGUGACCUCAAGCAAAUCUGUUAACCUCUCUGGGUCUCAAUUUCCUUCUGUAAACGGGGGUGGGGAGCUCCGGACAUGAGGAUUUCUGAAGUUCAGACGAGGGUCAGCUGGGGAGGCCUGCUGCUCGGGUGGGCCUCAGGGGGUCUUUGGUGGGUAUUGCAAGGACUGCUCCAGGCCUGGUCUCCCUGUCAGGCAAGAAGGAAUUGUAGGGAGGGAGAGACAGGUGACAGAAGUCCAGUUGAGGGUAUUCUGACUAACUCUGACCUGGCUCUGGUGGCAGGAGGCCCAGCCUCCCGGUCCGCUGGGCCGCCAUCUGAAACGCAUUACCAAUGCUUUGUAAACUGCACAUCAUUCGGCCACAUGAAAGCCUGGGAUCUAAAAAUAGCCAUUCCCAGAGGACACCCCGCAUUGGCGGGGCUCAGCUGACCUCUGCACGCACACCCACCACUAGGCCACCUCCCUUGCCAGGGGGCCCCCGACUGGCAGGGCCACACCCACCCACCCUCCCAGUGUGGGCAGCCACUGCCGGAGGCCACUUUAUCUGGGCACAGAUCUCGUCCAGCUGCUCAAAGCUGCAGGCCUCAAGGCCUUAACUAGGGCAGAAUGUCUGGAGGAGGCAGCUGAGAGCAUGUCAGUGGCCGCAGGACCCCUUCCCCAGACCAUAGUUGCCUGGCAUGUCUGUGGGAAGCCAGUGGAACCAUCUUACAGAUGAGGACACUGGGGCCCUGUGGAGGGGAAGCACAGGAAGGGGGACUUGGCCACUGUCAGAUGGUAGACAGGAGGGCCGCUGGUGGAUGUGCUGGUAUGAGAAGGGCAGGGUCCUGCCCUGGACCCCGUGGUGUCGGUGGAGUCUGCCCCAGCAUGAAGGCAAGGCAGCUGUGGGUCUCCAGGCUGCUACGGUUGACUCUUUGCCCUACUUUCUGCAGGCUCCUUUUCCCUAUAGUCUCUAUGACCAACUGCAAAACCACUCUUUUCCCUAAAAAUAAACAUGCUUAUGGGAUUGGGGGAAGCUUUGUAGCUAUCAAAGGAAAUAAUAGGGUGUUUAAGAAAAUUACAUUGCGUUUUAAAUAACCAGCAUGAAAGUCAUUAAGUUUGAAGUUUCAUUCAAAUCAGAUGGCUCUGUGGCUGGCCCGGUGGCCAGGCAGGCAGGGGGUGGGUGGGCACUUAGGGACGCUGAGAAGCAGCCUGUGGAGAGCUCUGCAGCAGCGGCAGUGAGGUCUCUGCGGCUAUAGCCAGGGUCCAGGCGGGGCGGCCCCAAGUGUGCGCCGGGCUGCAGCAGCCGCCCCAGAGCUUGCCGACAGGCUUUGAAGCAGGCUACAGCCUGGGAGCCCCCCAGCUGUGGUGGGCAACCCCAUGGGUGGGGCUGGGGGGUGAACAUAGACCAAAGGGUGUGGGGCCAGAUGAAGCUGGGAUUGCAGAGGCCACAAGCGUUGAUGGCCGUGUUGAGGUGGGGUUUAAGGGAUGGUGGUUGGGAUCAAAAGGGCUGGAGAGGAUCUACAGGGCCAAGGCCACAUCUGUCUUCUUCACUGCUAGAAUCUUAGCGGCCAGCAUAGCGCAUGACCCAUAGUAGGUGCUCGUAAACUGUUGCAAGAAUAACAACAGCCACAGUAAUAGUGCAUGUGUCAAGAACUUCCCAAGUGCCAGACCUGUGCUGGGGACUUAAUCCUAAUAGCAAGAUCCUUACAAGAAGCCAAGAAAGUAGAUACUAUUAUCGCUCUCAUUUUACAGAUGGGGAAACUGAGGCUCAGAGAGGUUAAGAACUUGCUAGUACCUGUCAGAGUCAGGACUUGGACUCAGGUCUGUUUUACCCCAAAGCCCAGGCUCUGCUCUGUCCCUUUGGUCUCGAUUGUGUGGAGCUCAUUGGGAGCAUUGCAGGCUGCAAAGCUGAACCCACUCCUGUUGAGUUUAUGAGCUGAAUUCCUCUGGCCUCAAGGAAAGACUUGGCCCUUACUGCCCCUCCUGGGCGUGACCUCAGAGCUCUGGACCUGGGUCAGGGCUGGACCACAUGCUAUCGGGGGCCAAAAGGGUUGUUUCUUGGUUAAAAGCAGGACCUCAGGGCUUUCAGAAUAAAUAUUACCUGGAAAAGUGUUUAUAAAUGACAUUUAAGAUGACAUCAGGUUUGGGAAUUCCCUGGUGGUCCAGUGGUUAGGACUCUGCACUUUCACUGCCGAGGGCAUGGGUUCAAUCCCUGGUUGGGGAACUAAGAUCCCGCAAGCCUCCCAGCACAGCCAAAAAUUAAGUUAAAUUUUUAAAAAAAGAUUACAUCAGGUUUGAUGCAUGAUGCAAGGACAGUUAAGAACUGUGUAUAGGUUGAUUCCUCCUUUCUAACUUUGGUCCUGGUCCUGGCUUAGCUUGGAGCUCACUGUUGGACUUCUCUGGCCCAGGUGCCCUCCUCUGUGUGGUCCAGGGAUGGGCUAGAGGGUGUCCUAGGCUCGGAGACAAUGGGAAUGGCUGGACUGAGGAAUCUGAGGGCAUCCCUGCACAUGGGUGUCCCCUCCCCAAACCCCUUGGAAACCAGAUCCACCUCCCAACCCUGCUGCGGCAUUUUGAGGGUUUCUUCUUCUACCACUGCCCUCCUCUGCUCCUCCCGUGCCACCCCCCACGCCUCCCCCCGCCCCUGCCCUGGCUCUGGUCACUGAGGGCUAGUCAGGAGCUCAGGAGUCUGGCCCAACAGCAAUCUGGCCGUAGUCCAAAGGAAAUCGAGGGCCAGCAGCCCUGGCCUGGCACAAAAGCCGGCUUUCCUGAAAAGCCUUGGUCUAGGAACAUGCUCGCCUUUGUCUUUUGUUUUCUUCUUCGUUAAUUUUAAAAAAUAUUAGCACACACAAAUAUUACUUCAUUUAAUCCCUAUGAGAUAUGGAUAUUGUACAGAUGGGGAACCUGAAGCACAGAGAGACACACUUUGCAAGUGCUGGAGGAGAGAUGUGAAUUCAGGCAUCUACCUCUGUGUUCCCUGCCCUUACCACCUGCUACCUUGCCUCUCAGACAACAUAUCUAUCCACUCAUUUUUGAAAAGUUGGGUUUUAUAGCUACAGCUGGGUCGCCUUGGCUCCCCCAUCCCAUCCAUCCCCACUCCUCACCCCCGCCAGGAAUUUAGUGUUUCACCCUCUUCCUGUAUUUUUAUAGUGUUAGACCCAGGUGUGUAUCUGUAAAAGCUGUUUGGUGUGGUUUUUGGAACCCCCUAACUCAACCUCAUUAGAGGGCUCCACCCCAAGAGGGCCCCUGUGACAGUUGCAGCAGCCCUGCCCUCCUCCGUCUGCUUACACUUGGCGUGAGGGGCUUGGGUGGGAGCAUCCUGGGGCCUGAAGCCUCCAGCAACUCGUUUCCACUCCUUGCCUUGUUCACUUGGGAUAAACCGCUGGACUGAGUCCAGGCAGAGCCCCAAGGGCCUUCCUUAACUGGCAGUAGCUGCAAGGGUUAGACCCAAGUGAGCUUCCUGACUGUGGCCCCAGGGCAGAACUGUCCUCUGGGCUGGUACAGGCAGCUGAACAGACCAGGUAACUCAGAGACCCCCAUCUUAUCUUUGCUCCUCAGAAGCUGGCUGGAAUUAAUCGGGGCAGGAAUGCAGUGCCAAGGCUGGGGAUGAGAUCUCCAAGUCUCCUCUGCCUCCCACCCUUGAGCCGUCGCUGACCAUCAGCCUCCGCCUCUCUGGGCCCUGCGCCAGGCCGCCCUAGCUCUCGCUCCUAGGCAGCACACUAACUCUUCUGCGGUGGCCAUCCACCCCGCAUGCACGUGGACUGGGAAGAGGCCAGACCUGGUGGGAAGAAUGACUUCUCACGGUUCCUUUAGUCAUUUACGACUGAGGACCCACAUCACCUCCUAUGAGGGCAGGGUGUUGCUGGCAAAAUCCAGCGGGUCCCGGGUAGGUGGAGGUCUUAGUGAGGAGACCCAGUGUAGGGGGGAGAACCUGGCAACCACUCGGCUCCUGCGCCUCACACGUGUGGUCUCCAUUGCUGUGCGCUACCAGCUGGCCUGGGAGGCCUCUCACCGAGUGGUAAAGAUCUCUGGCCAGGAGCCCCAAAGGGCUGGAUUCAAAUCCCGGUCUGUCAUUACUUGCUCUGAGACCUUGGGCAAGUCAUUUAACCUCUCCCGGCUACCCUUUCCUCAUCCGCACAAUCUGUACACACGUCACAAAGUGGUUGGGAAGACUGGUGGGAUUCGGGGGGUGGGGGGCGAACCCUGCAGGGUGCUAGGCACACAGGAGGCUGCCACUGGUGGCGGCUGCCGUGUCUAAAUCUGCACCUCCACUGCUUUCUUCAUGCCUUUUCUACAAAGCGUUUUUGUUUUGCUCCCAAGGGAACAAAACCUCUGAACUCCUCAAAUGCCUUCUUCCCAGAGCCUGGCUUUCCCUACUGCCAAAGACAGCCUGAGCCGAGGUUGUGCCCUGGCCUCUGCCUCAGGCACAUGGGCUCCCGGAGGGCUGGGCCUUGAGGAGCUGGGAGGGCGACUGCCUGGACAGGGGAUGCCCAGCCCCCAGGCUGCUGCAGAGUCCCCAGACAGUGUGUCGGUAGCAUCAACUAGCAGCUCGGCUGCAGCAGCUCCCGGAAGCUUAUAUUUUCCUCUGAAAACAUCCUGUCCUGAGGGGCGUUUACCUCAGAGAGGAAGAAGGAAAACAAAAGUAAACGAAUGCAUAGAAACCGCUGGAGGCUGUGGGCCAGGCCACUCAGCUAAGUGAGGUUCCGCUAGCUCCGGGGGUGCCUCGGGGCCAGGCUGGGUCUAGAGCAGGCCUGUGGUUUGCCAAGCCUGUAGGCAGGGACUCAAGUCCUUGCCUCUGCUGUGGCAGGACCCCCUAUCUGAUGUCAAGGCCAGGCAGCUGGUGGACUGGCCACGUGGACCUGGGAGGGCUCUGUGCAUCCCUGGCCACAGUCCUGUGCUGGCAGGCGGGACUAAAGCCUCCUGGUCCGCAAGGGUGUAGCCCAGCCAUACCCUAGCCCUCCAGCUCAGCUGGCCACACGGCCGCGGCUCCAUGCUCUGCGGUGGGCGUCUAGCACAAGGCGUCCAGCACGCUGUGGGCGGGGUGCUUGAGGGCCGUCCUCUGGAGAGCACCAUGUCCUGGGCAGCGGGGGCUGGCAAUAAAAGGGCAUGAGCCCAGCCAGGGGAUAUCUGCAGACGUGGGGUCUGGGGAGCCUGCACAUCACGGCUUGGCUGAUAUGCAGGCGAACCUCCUUUGGAGGACCUGUUUCCUUCUGGGAAGUUCAUUCUCGUGGUCCCAGGCCGUGGGGCAGCUUCCCACUCAGAAACUGGCCAGACUCCUUGGUGCUUAAGCACCGUGGGUGCUGGACAGUGGAUCCCCAGCUCCAGACCUAGAGGACUGGGGGAGCUGUGUGUGGUGGGCACUAGUGGGCCCUGGAGCUGGGAGAGGAGUCCAGAGGAACUGAUCAAGGCCAGAGCAGAAGUUGAGUGGCAGACCCUGGAUGGAGCGUGGCCUGGUUUCUGGCAAUGCAGGGAAGAGAAGUGAGAACUGGAGAGGACCUUUUGAGCAGGGCCACUGUGUGGGGUUAUGCAGGGAAUCCGGGCCAAGGAGCUGAAAUCUAGCCUGCACUAUGCUCCACAAGCCACGUGCCCUGGUGUGGGCCUGGCUGUCUCUCCAGAGGAAAGGGUACUUUUUCUAGUUAGCACAAAGGUACCAUAUGAACUAGUGGUAGCCCUGGCUUUGACUGUCUGGUGAAUUCUGACUCCCAAGGUGUUGCAGGAAGGAGGAGAUGGGGUAGAAGGAGGCACAGGGUCUCAGUUGCCAGGCAGGAUGUCCCUGACUCCCAGCAGUGGCCCCAGUUCCUCCCAGCCUCCUGUGUGCUGCUGUGACCAUGCCCAGCCCCAGCCAGGGUGCUUUGUCCAGUGCUGCCACAUGCUCCCUAAACACUGGCUCACACUGGGCCCUACCUACACGUACUGCUAGAGACCUAACUUGAGAGCCCAACAAGUGGUGGGAGAGCUCUCCAGGCAGAGGCAACAACAUGGCCCUUGAGGCCAAAGUGGCUGGAGCACAGAGGGAGAGGAGGUGAGAGAUGAGAAUGUGGCUGUCUGGUGUUGCCUGAAGACCCUGAGAGACCUUAAAGGGGUCCCCAGCACUGACUUGCAAUUUUCUCAGCGUCACUGAGCCUCACGACCCUCAUGAGUAAAACAGGAAGGAUAAUGCCUGCCUCAAAUCAGUUGUCACAUGUGGCAUUUACAAUACUGAAUUUCACAUCUGUGCACUUGGCAGAGAGAACAAUAACUAUCAAUAGCCCACCCUUCUGUCUAGUUCGAAGUGUGGAUCUGCCCUCCUUCUGUGGACUCAUCCCAAGGGCCGUUCCGCAGCUCCAGAGCGGGCAUCAGGAAUACCCCCCCCCUCUUCUAGGAGCCAAGAGACUGAAGUCAGGUCCAUGGUUGGCUGAGUGGGUAGGCAUGCACGGGUUCUGGGGCAUCAGGUAUUCUAGAGGCCUUCAUUCAGCAAGUCUUAAUGAACAUGCCAAGCACAGACCCUGGAGAGGCAGAGAUGACUAACAAGCCGAUUCUGCCCUCCAGGACCCCUAGGCCAACAACCCCUGCAGCAAGUGGGCAGCUCUGCCUGCUGGGCUGGUGGAACCCCACCCAGGUCACAGUCCUAAGGAAGUGGCCCUUAGACUGAGGUCAGGAUGAGAAGGAAUCAGUAUGGCAAAGAGUAGGAGGAAGUGUGGAAAGCUGGGAGGGGAGGGUGUAAGGGGUGGAUAAAGGUGCAGAGGCGAAGAGCUGGACACCUGGGUAAGAGAGAGGCAGGCCUGCGUGGUUGGGUAUGGCUGGGGUGUGGCUGUGCGAGAGUGAGUCGGGGAGAUGUGGGCUGGGGACCUGGGGUCAUGUCCCAACUAUUGCCAUCAGGCAAGCUCCCUGUGCCGACAGCCCUGGCAGGCAAGCAGGCAUGGGGUAUAGCUAGAACCCUAAUCCCAGGGUCCCAGAACUUACUGGAGCAUAUUUAGGGUCAGGGGAGCACUGGCUUAGGUGACUCUGACCAACUAGGCUGAAGAAGGGAGAGACUGAGUUUAGGACUGGGACUCCUUCCCCUGUUCCCCCUUGUUCUGUCCUUGAUAACCGUAGGGCCUCUGCAGUACAGUUGGUGGAAUCUCAGCUCUGCCACUUACAAGCUGUGUGACCUUGGGCAAGCUAUGUAAUGUCUCCAUCUCAGUUUCCUCGUUUAUUAAAUGGGGAUAAUAAUUGUACCUAUUUCAUAGGUUUUAGGAGUACAUGAGUUAAACUCUAUAAGGUGCUCAGAAUUAUGCCUCGCACAGGGUAUAAACCAUCAGCUGUCAUUAGCAGAUGCUGAUCUCCUGGCCUGAAACAUUCUUCUGCCUGAUACAUUGUAGGAGCUUAGUAAAUACAUCCUGACUGACUGUGUCUGCUGAUAGUGGUCAACUGCGAAUUCUGGUGCAGUGUGUGUAUGUGUGUGUUGCGGGGUGGUGCUCCUCCUGGCACAGUCCCUGCCAAGGGGAGGCCUUCUUGGGAGGGCCUUGUCAGCCUCACACGCUUCCACCCUCCAGGCUUGAGACCAGAGGAAGCAGAAGCUUUCUUCACUGAGAAAGUGUUGUGCGGCUUCUUAAGCGUUUGGGGGUUUUCAGAGUCAACCGUUAGAGGCGAGGGAGCUUCUCUGCUGGCAGUGGCAAGGGCUCUCAGGGUGCACACAGCCUGUAAGCCGACCUCUGCGGUCUGCAGGGAAAAUGCCGACCGUGUUUAUUUUUCACCUGAGCCUGCAGGAAGUUGGGGGUUGGGGAAGAGGGAGGCGGGAGCAGCCCGGCCAGGCCCAAGCCCGACUUCAGAGCAGAGGAGACCGACCUCAGGAGUCCCUCAUUUCCACCUCCUCCUGCCUGGCCCUGCCCUAGGGCCCCUUCUUGGCUCCAGCCUGCUCAGCAAGAGGAGGGCAUGCUGGGGCACCAGAGUGAGGAAUUUCCAGCCAUGGGCCAAUGAAAAGAUCCCAGAAGGAUGAGGACCGCCUUCGGGACGAUAGGUUUUGAACCGGCAUGGGGAAGAACAGUAAGAGCAAUGCUGUGGCAGGAAGGACCGCCUCGGCUAAGGCUGUUCCCAGUCCAAGGGUCUCAGAGUCUAGACUCGUCCUGGAGUGCUGCAGUCUGGAGGGGGAGAGGGGAAAGGGGCUGUAUGCAAAGGCCAAGAACAGGGGUCUUGGAGUGUGCUGAUCAAGGAGUAUGGUCUGCUGUUAGGUCUUCCAUUUGUUUAUACAUCCCACCAUGCUGGGAGCGCUUACUGAGUGCCCAGCGCUAUGCCUGGCACUCUGCCCUCAGAGGUAAGAGAUGAGGUUGUGUCGUCGAGAUACUCAGGGACGGGUGGGGACGAUCAACCCAGGCCUGCCUCCUUCCCUCGGAGGCAGGGCACAGUCACCAUCAGGGGAGGAGAGGAGCAGAGCUCCAGUCACUGGGCUCCCCAGACACAGGCCAGGCCCCAGGCAACUCCACCCUGCUGGCUGGGCAGCCUAGCCCUGGGACAGCCUUGUGCUGAGGCCGUGGAGCGGGACGUUCCAUUUGGCUGAGAGGGGCGUGGGGCACCAGGUCCUGCGCCAGACAGUUUCCCCUGGCUGCCACCACCGGGCAUGCAGGGGGCUGGGGAGUGAGGCUGAGAGGCAGCCUGCACGAACGUGGGAAGGACUGGCCAGGCCCUCAGUGCUCUGCCCUGGAGCCCUGGCACCUCAGGGCCUCCACCUGCUGGCAGGUUCUCAGCCCCACCUCCACCCACCUGGCACUUCUCGUGUGGCCUGGCUACAGACCCCCGUCUAAUGAGGCUUUUCCCCAGUUCCCAGGGAAGGCUGGGGGACAGGAUGAGCCCUCUGUCCAUCUGCUCCUGUCACACACAUACAUAACCAGGCCAGAGGCUAUAGGCUGAGCUGGAUUCUGAGGUUUCCUAGACCUAGAAUGAGCUGUGUUACAACAUGGAGCUUAAACAACCUGGCCAAGGAGGGUCAGCUCUAGCUGUCCCUCAGGUGACAGGGCUUCCUGGCCCAAACGAGCCUUCCCCGGGGAAGGUGGUGUGCUGCGAAACCUGCUGUGGAGCCACCCUCUCCCUGCCCUGGGCAGAGUGGGACUCCGGGACUAUCUUCCUAGAGCUGGCACCUUGGACCCCAGGCUCUGCUCCUAAGAUUCCCCAGGGUCAGAGCUGCCUAUUCCACCAGCCAGGCUUAUAACUCUGAGAGCUGAAAAGCCAGAGCCAAGGCUGAAUGGCAGGGCCUUCUCUGAAGCAGAAGUUUAGAUUUGAAAGCUCUGUGGUCUGCAGCGCCCUGUGGAGGGUGUUCAUUCCACCCAUUGCACCAGGGCUCCAGGCGUUUGUGCCCUUAGAUGGCGAAUAGUGGAAUGCCUUCCACCAGGGUCCCAGGUUCCUGAGGGAGUGGGCCCUGAGGCUCAUCUCCAUGUGUGCCACAAGGCCUGGGAUCUGGCUAAUCCCUGUCCUAGGAACUUAUCAGGGUAAAAAGGCCCCCGAGGUUUCCAGAAAGCUUUCCACCUUCAUAGGCCCUUGGCUCCUGCUCCCAAAAAUUCUAGGAUAAAGCAGGGUUCUUUGCAUCCAUGACCAGUGAGGUAGGCAGGGUUGAUAUGAUCAUGCUCAUUUUACAAGGGGCAUACUGGCCCAGGGUCCUAUAGAGGAAAGGUCAAUGAAAAAGGUCAGCAAGCCUAGAGCUGUACUUCCCAACCCACUUCCCAUCCUGGCACAGUUAAAAAUGACCACUGGAGUAACUGGAGGAAGAGGCUGAAGGCUGAAACCACCAUGAGAAGUGCUGGGCAUAGUGAGCAAGGAGCGAGGACGGUACUGGGGUUAGAGAGGUAGUUGGGGGCCUGAUCCUGGAGCUCCAUAGGCCUGGGCUGAGGAGCGACGUGAUCUGAUUUCUAUGGCUGCUGGAUGGAGGACUGAGGAAGCAGGAGGCUGCUGCAGUCGCCAGCACAACAAGGCCAGUCAGCCUUCCCACGGCGUUCCCCAACUCUCUCCUCUCUAUGACCAUUUCAGCAGCCCACACCCCACACCUGCUCCAGCCGACAUCAGCCAGAAGCAAGGAGUUCACAGGCCUCUGCAGACCCCUGACCUCUCUGGCUUCUACUCUCUGACCUCAGGCAGCAUGGGACAGCUCCCGCACACUGUAAGCUGGCCCAGCCCUCCUCUCUACCCCCUGUCCCCUUCCUGCGGAUAUAGACAGCACUUCCCCGCCCCCACCGCAGCCCCUGGCGCCCCCUACCCCAGGUUCACCCAUCCACCCCUGAUGCUAGGUUCCGGUGUACCUGGUCACCCCGCAGCCAUCCCCCACCCAGCCAUUGUGCCCCCUUCAGGGAAGCAGGAGCUGCAGCCCUAUGACCGCAGCCUGAAGACGCAGGCAGAAUCCAAGGCAGAGAAGGAAGCCAAGAAGCCAACCAUCAAGAAGCCUCUCAAUGCCUUCAUGCUGUACAUGAAGGAGAUGAGAGCAAAGGUCAUUGCAGAAUGCACACUCAAGGAGAGUGCUGCCAUCAACCAGAUCCUGGGCCGUAGGUGGCACGCACUGUCCCGGGAAGAGCAAGCCAAGUAUUAUGAGCUGGCCCGCAAGGAGAGGCAGCUGCACAUGCAGCUCUACCCAGGCUGGUCGGCGCGGGACAACUACGGGAAGAAGAAGAGGCGGUCACGGGAAAAGCACCAAGAAUCCAACACAGACCCUGGCUCGCCUAAGAAAUGCCGUGCUCGCUUUGGCCUCAACCAGCAGACGGAUUGGUGUGGUCCGUGCAGGUGGGUUUGUCCCCACCACUGUCCUCCCUUUGCUUCAAGCUGCUUCCCUUACUCUCUGCACAUGUUCUGCUGGGCCUGCUGCCCUCCUCUGGCCCCUAGCCCCCAACAUACCCGCAGACUGGGGAGCCCAUGCCUCCUAAGAAUGGGAGUGAACACAACAGCUCGUGGGGAAGACUACUUGGGUCUAAGAGGAAGGAGGAGAGACAAUGCUCUAGGAGGAAAGGAAAGGCAGACUUAGAAGGUAUUUCUGGUACCUGGUGCCCAGGGUUCCCUGGUAAUGUUGGUCUGGUGCUUAUCAGGCCUAGCAGGUCCUCAGCAGACAAAUCACACACACAGCAUUUAAAUGGCCUGAGCCCCUGUUCCCAGGCCUCAAAGUCAUCAUGGUCCACCAGCUCCCUCACUUCUUCCAGUUGGGAUCCCUGCUGUACCAUACCGAGCCCUAAGAAUAACGAAGUGACUGACUGUAGUAGAGAAAAACCUGAAUAACCUAAAUGCCCAGUGGCCAUGUGACUUAUAUCACGUACCUGCUGAGACCAGCAGGCUCAGAGAGGUAGGGAGAUGAACAGAGGUACCCCUGGUAGCCAUACUCAGACCCUGUGGCAUUAAACCUAUAUGUUUCACCAUACAACAGAGAAAUAUUUGUGUAUGGGAAAAGAAAGUAUACCUACCAAAUGGCUAAAGUUGCCUAGUUGAGGUUCAGGCCAGGCCUGCUAGAGCCAAGGCUCAGGCUGCUCCAGGCAGUAAGUUCACUGACUCUAGGGAAUACUGGUCCAGCCCCUAUGAGUGCCCACCAUACUCCCUGUCCAAGGGCAAAGAGGAAUUUGGGGGAAAUAAGUAUGUGUGUGUGUGUACACAUGAUGGGAGGCAACCCUGUUCUCAGAGGAGGCCCUAUUCCAUCCAUUCCACGCUACUCAGAAACAAAGUGUUGUCCAGAGAAUAAGAUGGUAGACAAGUCACUGUCCAAUUCUUUCCCUUCUCUGCCCCUAGCCUAGCUCUGAGCAUUUGGAUUGCUCAGCCCUAGAAGCCACAAGCCCAUUGCAGCCCCCCCACCCCACCCCCCGCCGCUUCCUUAAUCAGAUCUGAGCCCCCCAAAUGUGAAGCAGAGCCUCAACAGCCUAGACUAGGAGAUAGCUGCCCUGGAAGAUAGCAGGCAGCCCACAGGCCAAGCUACAAAAGGUCCCUGUGCCACCUUGUGGUUCUGCUGGGAGCUGCACCUGUCCCUAGGUCUGGGCCAGGCUCAGCAGUUGUAGCGCUAAGCAUGAAGGCACAGACAUAUCACCUAAGUCAUGGGGAGCUAGGCCUAUGCAAGGACAGCAUUUUUUGGUUGUGGAGUAUGACUAUGAAUUCACCCUCUGU